AGUAAUAGGUUUAUAUAUAUACACCCCUUUCGAUACGUUCGUUGCUCAUCUUGUUUUCCCCGGUCACACGUACCCCCUCUUAGUACGUCGUGACGUGGCUUUAUAGUCCUUUCCUCCGUCACUCCCCCUCCCCCCCCCAAAAAAAAAAAACCGUGCGCAUUACACGAAACAACGUUGCACUUCACUUCACAUCAUCUUAUCAUCCCUUUUCUCUUUUUGUAUUGUGUGUGUUCCUAGUACACGAACGUUUGAUUUCAUUACUAUACUUAGUGUUGUUUUCUCCGUCUCCCGGUCCUUUUCUUUUGGUUGUGGUUGCUGGUGUCGUUUGGGGUACUGCUGUGUGGCUAGCUGACAUUGGCGCAUCACCAUCCUAUCACAGCGUCGAGAAUCAUGCCAAAGUUGGGAGAGCCAUGGCUGCCACAGGGCACUGUUGCUGCUCCGGUUCCCGCCGCUGCGGCUGCCUCCACUAAGGCAUCGCCGCCACCACAGGCACACCCGCCACCCAACCCUGGUGGUGCGGCGCCGAAAGGCCUGCCCCCCAACGCCGUUCUCAUCAAGGUGUCUAAACCCCUCACCUCGCACCCCUCCUCCAACUUCACCUCUGCAUCCUCGAGUUCGCCUGCGCUUACCCCUGCCUCUGGUUCUACCGCGAAGGAGGCGGCGGUGGGGCCGCCCACGCCAGUGCCGGUGCCGGCGCAGUCCUGGUACGGAAACCCUUUCACGCUCUCCACCAACACCCCCAUGUCAGAAUUUCAUCGAUCCAUGCGCGGGAAGGUUUUUUUCUCCCCUCGUGCGGUUCCCGUGGUGGCGUCGGAGCUGCUGUCCCUGCCAGGUGAGAGACCGCCGCAGCUAACUGUGUGUGAAAUCGGCAAAGACCUUCUUUACGGCGUGGGCUACCUCUAUAACACACCACUCUCCGUGGAGCAUCAGUGGCGCGGCCGUGUGGCGCAUCUUCUGCGCGUACGCAGCAAUCAGGCGCCCAUCCCCAACAUCGUGCGCCGGCGGGCGGAGGCCGUCGCGGCAUCGCAGCAGAAGCAGCACCAGCUGCAACAACAGAAGGGUGGAGGCACCAGAGAGGUCCGGCCAAGCGAGAAGUCGAAAACACCCGCCUCGCCCUCGCCAGCACCACAAGAGGGCGGUGCAGUGGUGCCCAUCGAUUACGCACACACGAUGGUCUACGAGCGUGGCGAGGCCGCCGUGUAUGAUCGGCCCUGUGACGACCUUCUCAUCGGCAUCAAACUCUACGUGAACGAAGAGCUCGUGGAAGACCAUUACCCCAUCGUGAACGCCCUCCCACAGUGCACUGCGACGCUGGCGGUCAAGGAAGCCACGCAGCACUGGAACUGCGUUCCGUUUGUACUGAUGGGAUACUUAAACCAACUCAUGCUGGAGCCCAUCUGCAUCUACCACGCCUUGUCACUAAACUUUGUCGAACACUUACUGCGCGUCAAGAUCCCAGCAAGUGCGGCUCCGGCGAGGGCGCCAAAGACGGCCGUUAAGGCACCAACUCCCAGUGACGCAAAGCCCGUCCCUAAAAAGAAAUCUCCACCCUCUGUAGAAUUGACCUUGCGGGUGGAGGUGGUGUACGGCUGCCGGGCAGAAGCCUUUUACUGCACCGACUUCAUUAGCCGUGGUGCAUGCACCCUGCGCAUGAGGGAGUCGUCGAAGCGGGCGCUAAAGAACUACGAGGAGAAACUGCGCGCGCUGGUGCGUCUGCGACUGGCGGCACCGCAGCUCAUCGCGCGUAGCAGCAGAUGUGAUUCGCCUCCGCCGCUACCGCCACGCAACUGCAGCGUCUGUGGCCACCCACUGCAGUACCAAUGCACGGUCUGCGGAGCCGACGUGUGUGGGAUGCCGAUGUGCGUGGCAACCACCGUCGUCGGCUACCCACGCGCGUGCACGAAACAUGCGUUGCCACUCAACAAACCGGGCUAA
Molecule: messenger RNA, 1935 nt
Organism: Leptomonas pyrrhocoris
Lineage: Eukaryota; Euglenozoa; Kinetoplastea; Trypanosomatida; Trypanosomatidae
Exons: 1
Coding region: 391-1935 (514 amino acids)
Source: RefSeq, a predicted model, not a curated record